Molecule: messenger RNA, 2674 nt
Organism: Paramacrobiotus metropolitanus
Lineage: Eukaryota; Metazoa; Tardigrada; Eutardigrada; Parachela; Macrobiotidae
Exons: 10
Coding region: 582-2159 (525 amino acids)
Biological process (GO): proteolysis
Cellular component (GO): lysosome
Molecular function (GO): cysteine-type peptidase activity
Source: RefSeq, a predicted model, not a curated record
UAUAGAAGUACUGAAGCAUCCAUAUUAACGGAUGCGGACACCGGAAGUCAUUCUUUUUUCUUUCUUUCCUGCCACCGUCCUUGCAGCUACCUACGUAAUACGUAUGCAUACAUGUGCUGAAUUUGGUGUUUGGCUUCUUCCUGUUGUGUACCGCACUGAUGAAAUCCGCUGGAAUUGGCAGUUAAUGCUAUUAAAAUAAUAUCAUAUGCCACAGAGCCGUCGUGAAACGGUCAAAGGCAUCGCUGUAAGUGUUAUCCUAUCCGGAUUCCGGACCAAUCACGUGCACUGGUUGCGGUCGCCGUGUAUCAGCGUUGUGUAGAAUGGAAGCGGCGUGACCGAUGAACGUCUGCCGCCUAAUUGGCCCACACCGUCAGUCACCCUUACUUCCGGGAAUCAAGUCGCAGCCAGCUAGUGCACACGCUGCACGCAUGACGCGCCGCACGAUCCCCUGAUUAAUUCUCCAUUUAACGCCGAUUACUCUCUCGUCGACCACGACAUGUAAAUCAGUACUCAUCCAAACGAUUAAUUGAUCAUUUCAUUUUAAAGAAGGCUUAAAAUUGGCGCUAAUCUGUGUGUGAGGAAUGGCGCCGCCAUGGAAGUACCGGUUUCCGAUGGCAUUCGUAGUGGACAGUGUGUUAAUCUUGUUGAUGUUGGGGAUGACCUCGUGGAGCAGCCCGGUAGAGGGGUACGGGUUCAUGGGAUUAAAGGGGGAUUACUGCUCGCGGCUGGUGGUGGCGGGCGCCGGCUGCUGUCCGCAGCGACAGGACGAGUGCGCGGUGGACGUGUACACGGCGCAGGGCCACACCAAGUGCUACUGCGACGACUUCUGCGACCGCCGCGACGCCGACAACAUCCCCGACUGCUGCCCCGACUUCUACACGCACUGCCGCGGCCACCACCCCGCCCCCGACCCGCCCCCCAACGUCACGCAGGCCCUCCCGCAGGUGCAAGGCUGCUGGGACGGCGAUUACUUUCACGAUGUGGGUGAUCACAUACGACGGAACUGCCGCGUUUGCGUUUGUCGGCCGCUGGCCAGCGAUCACGGCGAGGUGUUGGAGUUCCAGUGCGAGGACAGCGUGUGUCUGAUCCAGGAGGACCUCAUUCACAAGGUCAACAGCUACCCUGAAUACUACAGAUGGACGGCGGCCAACUACUCGUUCCUGUGGGGCCUGACGCUGGACGAGGGCUACCGCUUCCGACUGGGCACCUUCCGCCCCGAGGAGGACGUCUCGCGCAUGACGGAGAUGCGCACGGACCCGCGCACGCCCGUGCCCGACAGCUUCGACGCGCGCCAGCACUGGCCCGGCCUCAUCCACGACAUCCGCGACCAGGGCAACUGCGCCGCCUCCUGGGCCUUCUCUACCACCGCGUUGGCGGCCGACCGCAUCGCCAUCAUGACCAAAGGCGCGCGCAAUCUAAGUUUGUCGGUGCAGCAGCUGAUUUCCUGCAACUCCAACGGACAGAAGGGCUGUAGCGGCGGUUUCGUCGACCGCGCCUGGUGGUAUCUCCGCAAAAGAGGGGUGGUGGCGGAGGAGUGCUUCCCCUUCGAAGGCGCCUCCGACACGUCCCGCCGCUGUCCCGUGCAGACCGUCAUGGACCUGGCCGGCGUGCUCGAGUGCCCCGACCCGGCUUCCAACGAGCGGCGUUUAUAUGAGACCACGCCGCCCUACAGAAUCGCCCCCAGGGAAAGCGAAAUCCAGUACGAAAUCAUGACGAACGGGCCGGUGCAGGCGGUGUUCCACGUGUACCCGGACCUGUUCAUGUACCGCAGCGGCGUCUACCGGACUUCCAGCGACCUGCGCGAGGACGUCCGCUUCGUGAACUACCUGAACCCGCUGGCCUACCACUCGGUGCGCAUCAUCGGCUGGGGCAUAGACCACGCCCACGACCAGCCCCUCAAAUACUGGAUCUGCGCCAACUCGUGGGGCACCGGCUGGGGCGAGGAGGGCACUUUCCGCAUCGUGCGUGGCGAGAACGAGGCGCAGAUCGAGUCCUUCGUCGUCGGUGUGUGGGGCCGCCGACUCGGCGCGGCCUUCGACAACGACGAGGAGCUGCGUCGCCGCCGCCGCACCCUCGCCCACUUCCGCCAACGCCGGCAACAGCUGCGCGCCAACACAGACGAGGCGCUGCAGUCAUUGCGACAACUCCUGCCCACUUAAUAAUGCCCAAGUGCCGGUUUGGAUUGCUCUCUUGCCGGUAGCGCUUCCGGACCGGAAGCUGGCUAGUCGUCACCCGGAUGAACGUUCCCUAGUUGACCUUCCCGGUUAAGGCCGCCAAACGAUUCUAUUGCAUUUCCUUCCUUGAUCUGCUCGUUAUACUACUGCGGCAUGAAAACGUUAGUGCCGUUGUGACCUUUCGAUUGCCUGUUAACUGGUUGUCUGUGGCUGUUUUGUCGCUGGCUCAUAAUAUUGCCGCCUGUACAAUCAUGUAUUACGUACAAAUUAGUAAUUCUUGUAGAGCGCCAUUGAGCGGAAUAUGUGUUGCAAUGUUGAUAAGGUUUUCUACAGAUUUCUAUUCGGCUUCGUCGAUUUAUGUAACGCUUAUGUACCAGUGCGCGUUUUCAGUCGUGAAGAAAAUUUAUUGAUUUGUUCAUGUGUCCGGUUUUUGUGCGGGUUUUCUUGUUCGUUUAUAAACGAAUGUCAGUUUCUUGGAUGCAGAGUUAAUACUGAGAUGC